UUCCUCAGAGCAAUGGAUCUUUGGGGACUCACCACUACUGCCCUCCUGGCUUGUGUCCUUUUCCUGAUCUUAUCCCUAUGGAUCCAAGGAUUCAAAAGGGGGAAGCUCCCACCAGGUCCCACUCCUCUUCCCCUUAUUGGCAACAUCUUGCAAUUGGAUACGAAGAAUAUUAAUGCAUCCUUCUCCAAGCUGGCUGAAAAAUAUGGCCCCGUCUAUACUCUUUAUAUGGGAACCCAGCGUGUUGUGGUACUAUAUGGAUAUAACAUUAUGAAGGAAGCUCUAAUUGAUCAUGGAGAUGUUUUUCUGGAGAGAGGAGACAUCCCAAUAUUUGAUGAUCUUCUCAAAGGAGAAGGGAUUGGUUUCAGUCAUGGAGAGAGGUGGAAACAAAUCCGGAGAUUUUCCCUUAUGACCCUAAGGAACUUCGGGAUGGGAAAGAGAAGCAUUGAAGAGAGAGUUCAAGAGGAAGCCCAGUGUCUGGUAGAGGAGCUCAGGAAAACAAAGGGUCAACCCACUGAUCCCACCUUCAUCCUUGGCUGUGCCCCAUGCAAUGUGAUCUGCUCUAUCCUCUUCCGUGAUCGAUUCAAGUACAGUGAUGAAAAAUUCCUUAAUCUCAUGAAAUUGUUAAAUGAAAACUUUCAGGUUCUUAAUUCACCAUGGGCACAGUUUUACAACUUUUUACCAGGGUUCAGAGUCUACCUCCCUGGAAAGCAUAAUAUAAUUUAUAGAAAUACAGAUAAAAUGAAUAAUUUCAUUAUGGAAAGAGUGAAGGAGCAUCAAAAGGUACUGGACCCCAACAACCCUCAAGACUUCAUUGACUGCUAUCUCUCCAAAAUGCAGCAGGAGAAAGACAAUCCCCAGUCUAAAUUUGACUUGCAGAAUCUAGUAAUGACUGGAACAGACUUAUUUGGUGCAGGAACAGAGACAACCAGCAGCACUCUAAAAUAUGGUCUGCUUCUCAUUCUGAAAUAUCCUGAGGUCCAAGCAAAAAUUCAUGAGGAAAUUGAUCGUGUGAUUGGACAAAAUCGAGUUCCUUCCAUAAAAGACAGACAAGAUAUGCCCUAUAUGGAUGCUGUGGUGCAUGAAGUGCAAAGAUUCAUUGACCUCAAACCACUCAACUUGCCCCAUGCAGUGAACAGGGAUAUCCAGUUCAGACAAUAUGUUAUCCCCAAGGGCACAACCAUCUUCCCAUUGCUCUCCCCAGUCUUGUGGGACAGUAAAGAGUUUCCCAACCCUGACCAGUUUGAUCCCCAGCACUUCCUGGAUAAGGAUGGGAAAUUCAAGAAAAGUGACUACUUCAUGCCUUUCUCCACUGGAAAACGUUCUUGUCUUGGAGAGGGCCUGGCGAGGAUGGAGUUGUUUUUGUUCUUUACCACCAUUCUACAGAACUUCACCCUCAAACCAGUUGGAGAUCCAAAUGACCUUAGCAUCAAGCCCAAUCGUGUUGGGUUCGCCAAUAUUGCACCAAAUUACCAACUAUGCUUUCUUCCUCGCUAAGGAAGAAGACAAAAUUGAUUUGGAGAUAUGGAUCCAAGUGUCUGCACAUGGACUCUUUGGAACUUGGCAUGAACUUAUGAGCAGAUUUAAAUUUCUUUAUUAUUUUUUUUGUGCCUAAUCCUUCACUGCUAUUAUGUAAUUCCUAUUAAAUGGUUUCACACAAAUGGAACAUAUAUGGUACAGGGUCAAGAAAGAGUGAUGUGAGGGCAGCUAGAUGCUGCAGUGGUUAAAAGCACCAGCCCUAGAUUCAGGAGUACCUGAGUUCAAAUCUGGCCUCAGACACUUGACACUUACUAGCUGUGUGACCCUGGGCAACUCACUUAAUCCCCAUUGCCUAAAAAAAAAAAGGAAAGAAUGAUGUGGAUUCUGGAGGGAGCUCCCUUUGGACCAACCUUCUGAUCCUUAUUAUCAGGGAGACACAUACUCAAGAAUACUUUUUGGUGCUGACAUGGUGAGGAUU
This is a messenger RNA of Dromiciops gliroides (monito del monte), 1954 nucleotides long. RefSeq names its product cytochrome P450 2C23-like. The record is from RefSeq and is a predicted model, not a curated record. Gene Ontology annotation, biological process: xenobiotic metabolic process. Gene Ontology annotation, cellular component: cytoplasm; intracellular membrane-bounded organelle. Bases 13 to 1494 code for a protein of 493 amino acids. NCBI's taxonomy places the organism in Eukaryota, Metazoa, Chordata, Mammalia, Microbiotheria, Microbiotheriidae. Gene Ontology annotation, molecular function: iron ion binding; heme binding; oxidoreductase activity, acting on paired donors, with incorporation or reduction of molecular oxygen, reduced flavin or flavoprotein as one donor, and incorporation of one atom of oxygen. The transcript has 10 exons.